Tremella mesenterica DSM 1558 is the source of this 756-nucleotide messenger RNA. RefSeq lists its product as uncharacterized. The transcript is spliced from 8 exons. The record is from RefSeq and is a predicted model, not a curated record. NCBI's taxonomy places the organism in Eukaryota, Fungi, Basidiomycota, Tremellomycetes, Tremellales, Tremellaceae. The coding region runs from base 1 to 756 and encodes 251 amino acids.
AUGAGCUCCCCUGUGGAACUACCUUCCGAUCUGAUAGGUCAAUCAGGAUUAUACAACCUUCCUGAUCCUUUACUACGACGACUUCGAUUAGAAGAUACCACAGGUGUUUCUAUUUCAGAUCUCGAGAAAUACUUUCGGUAUAAAGAUUUACUAAUCUUCUACGCUGGGUCGGAACAAGGAUCAAAUACAGACCCCACAUCAGCUCAACGAAUAUUAACAAACCAACCUUGGCUCAGAAGUACUUUUCACGAUAACUCAGAUUUCGCACCUCUCGUUCCAUAUCGUGAAGGGGCGAGAAUAACAGAGCUUGAAGAAGUUUCCAGAGGAGAAGAUUUCAUACAAGCUGGUGAAAUCGAAGCUGGUGUUGAGAAAAUAGAUUUUGGGACGGAAGAAAAUGUACAGGAUUAUGUUAGACCAUUAUCAAGAGCUGCAACCACUGUUUUAAUGAAUGUUUAUUCUACACCUUCUAUAGCUGUUUAUCAUAUACCAUCUCAUCGGUUCAUAGCGAAAAAUGUCCGACCUUCAGCUUUCAAUUCGAAGAAUGUCGAUAACAACUUUCGGAAAUGGAAGGAGGGAGGUGUUUCUUCAAUACGAAUCACAGACAUCCUGUGGGGUUUGAAGUGGCCAUUGUUCGGACUACUAUUGGCUUUCAUAUACCACUUGUUUAUCCGUUUUGGUGGAGACGAAUACAACGUCUUACCUCAAUACCUGGAUGAUCUCACUUGGCGUCUGAGGGGAGGAAAGGUGCAGACCUGA